Messenger RNA from Chlamydomonas reinhardtii, 3731 nucleotides. RefSeq lists its product as uncharacterized. Gene Ontology annotation, biological process: urea transmembrane transport. Gene Ontology annotation, cellular component: plasma membrane. Lineage: Eukaryota; Viridiplantae; Chlorophyta; Chlorophyceae; Chlamydomonadales; Chlamydomonadaceae. Gene Ontology annotation, molecular function: urea transmembrane transporter activity. The transcript is spliced from 10 exons. Bases 237 to 2402 code for a protein of 721 amino acids. The record is from RefSeq and is a predicted model, not a curated record.
CCAAUCAGGUGCAGCAUACUUUCACAUAUCUAUCUUACUCGGUCCAUGUCGUCCAGCAGCUGUGCGCUACGCGGCCAAAGCGCAGUCUCUUACCAGCUUUCCGUGCGUUCGACAGUGGAUUAUAUGCCAUACUUGUUUACAAUCUGCAAUCUAUAGAGGAGAUGGAGGGAACUUGAGAAGCGGAGGCAGCGGCGAAGCUGUGGAGUCCUUGAAAGCAAACAGGUCGCUCUCCAGCGAUGUCGACAUGCAAUAACCUAUUUGGCUUUGAGGAAUACAAUGGCCAGUGCGAAUUCUUCGGGGAGGGCCCUACAGUUCUUCCUGAAGGGCUAGGAUGGUUCAUCCUUGUCGGCCUCGGCGCGGUCUUCGCUUGCGUGCCCACGGCCCUCAUCUGGUUGGACCGGCGGUUCGGAAACUUUGGGGCUGACUCGGAGAGCUUCGCCACCGCCGGCCGCAGCAUCAGAGCCGGCCUGACCGCCUGUGACAUCGUUGCCAAGUGGACGUGGGCCGCCACGCUGCUUCAGUCUACAAACGUAGCAUGGAAGUUUGGCGUAGCAGGGCCCUUCUGGUAUGCAGCAGGCGCCACCGUGCAGGUGCUGCUGUUCGCCAUCCUGGCCGUGGAGAUCAAGCGCAAGGCCCCCACCAUCCACACCUUCCUGGAGAUCAUCCGCUGCCGCUGGGGCACGACCGCCCACGUCGUGUUCACGUGCUAUGGCUUCCUGACCAACAUCAUUGUGACUGCCAUGCUCAUUCUGGGCGGUGCCGCCGUGAUGGAGGCCUUGACCGGCGUGUCCGUGUAUGCUGCUUCCUUCCUCAUUCCUGCCGGUGUAGUGAUGUACACGGCGGUUGGCGGCCUGAAGGGCACCGUGGUGGCUGAGUGGCUGAACGUUUCGGUGAUUUACAUAGUAAUGUUGAUCUUCAUGUUCCAGGUCUACGCCACUAACCCAGAUUUAGGAUCCAUAGCAACCGUAUACCAACGGCUUGCGGUGAUGUCAAUUAAGUACCCGGUGGCUGACAACAUGGGCGGCUCCUAUAUGACCAUGUUCUCCAAGUCUGGCAUCAUCUUCGGCAUCAUCAACAUCAUCGGCAACUUCGGCACCGUGUUCGUGGACCAGUCCUACUGGCAGGGCGCCAUCGCCGCCAAGCCGUCUGCAACGUACCGUGGCUACCUGCUGGGUGGCCUGUGCUGGUUCGCCAUUCCCUUCACCUUUGCCACCACCAUGGGCCUGGGCGCCCGCGCUCUGGACCUGCCCAUUACACUGGAGGAAGCUAACAAAGGACUGGUGCCGCCGGCACUGGCCGUGCACCUAAUGGGCCAGGGCGGCGCGUUCCUCAUGACGCUCCAACUCUUUAUGGCCGUGACUGCCACCGCCUGCGCCGAGCAGAUGGCCGUGGCCACCAUUGUCGCCUACGACAUUUACAAGCCCUACAUCAAUAAGAACGCAGACGGACGGCUGAUGGUGAAGCUGCAGCGCAUAACCAUUGUUGUCUACGCGCUUGUGUCAGGCUGCGUAGCGGUGAUUCUGCUAAAGCUAAACGUGUCGCUGAGUUGGGUAUACAUGUUCAUGGGGAUUGUGAUCGGCUCGGCCGUGUUCCCCAUCGCCGCCUCCCUCACCUGGGCCAAGUGCUCCGCCACCGCGGCGUGCGUGUCAGCUGUCAUGACGACGCCACUCAGUGUCAUGACCUGGCUAAUCGUCGCCGCAAAGCUGAACAACGGCGUCCUCAGCCUGAACACCACUGGCCAGGACUACCCCAUGCUCGCCGGCAACCUGGUGGCGCUCUUCCUGUCCAUGAUCCUGUGCAUCAUCCUCUCCUACAUCUUUCCCCAGGACUUCGACUGGGCCGAGCUGCGCAACAUCCCGGUGUUGGACUCGGACCCGAACGCCGACCCCAACAACUUUGAUGGAGACGACUCACCGCAGGCCCUGAACAAGGUGGUGCGGUUCACCUGGAUCACCAGCGGCAUCCUGACGCUGCUGCUGCUCAUCCUGUGGCCCUGCCUGGCGCUGCCGGCCAUGGUUUUCAGCCAGGGCUACUUCACCUUCUGGGUGAUGAUCGCCAUGAUUUGGGGCAUCGUGGCCUCGGCCGUGUGCAUCAUGCUGCCGGUCAUCGAGGCCAGCGACCUGGUGGCGGCGGUGCUGCGCGGCAAGCGGCUCGCCUCCAACAGCUCGGCGCACAGCAGCACGCACGCGCAGGCCGCCAAGGCGCACCCGGGCCCCGGCGGGGCCCCCGCGGCGGGAGCAGACGGGGGGCCGGGGGCGGCUGCCGCCGCUGACGCGGCGGCCGCGGUGGCGGUGGCGGUGGACGGCAGCGGCGUGGAGCCGGUCAAAUCGCGGUCUCGCCAGGCCCUCGUGAGUGCGGUGCUGUGCGUGCAGCUGCCCACCUCGCGGAACGCGCGCUCGUAGCUGCCGCAGCGCUUGUGGGGCUGCCGCAGGCAGCGACCUGGGCGCACGGCCAGCCCUCGCGCCUGUAGCGGAGGCUAGCGGCGAAGCGUGCGCACUGCAAACCAGGGCGCGAAGCGGCAGGGUGCAGCGCGCCCGGGGGCAGUGCGCUCAGUUCCGGGCUGGACAAGGUCGGGGUAUUCAGUCUUCUGAUCCUGUCCAAGCACCCACGCCCGUUCCGAGGCUGCCCACGUACCCACGCCCUUUCUCUGGGGCCGGGCGCAGGAUUGCAGGCCGGGAAGCUUCUCCCGCUGCCGAUGGCUAGUGUACAAACGAAUGACGGCGUGACCUGAGGGACAGAUCCGGUCACUGCACAAUGCAAAGGCGACGAUACCUGUACGGUGUGUGGGGCCAAGCAAUGAGGGCUUCAGCCUUGGCACACGCAUGGUCAACAUCCCAUAUGCAAUUGGAGCGGCGCGACAGGCCGGCGGGCGCGGCCGCUGAGAGCCAAUGUAUGCGCGUGCAGCAGCUGCGGCGAUUACUGAUGUUGACACUCUGCAGGCACAAAGCCCAUAAGGGCUAAGGCAUAUGACUGGCGUGCAGUCGUAGUUUAUUGUUGUUGUGACCUUUGUGGUUUGUUGCGGGGGCCAGCUAGCGUUGCAAAGGCGCGCGGCGGCACGGGGUGCUGUGGGGCUUUUGGGCGCGAACGCGGGGCGCCGGGGCGACAUGACAGGGCAAGGCCGCGGAGCAUUGUAGUGUGAAUGCAGCAGGGUCUGCCACGUAAUAUUCUUUCAUCUUAUAUGCAUGUCGAUGGUCAGGCAUAGUUUACGGACAGGUGUGAGGUGGGAAUGAUGGGCGCGCAAUCUAUACAGGGUGGACCGGCUUGGGGCCUCCAUGCGGCUCCCUGGAAGGAGCAGUGCGUCGGCACUCGGCAUCUGACAGAGAAGCCUUUGGGCGUCACAACGAACGACAAAAAGCAUGUGCGAGGCAUCCAACGGAUGUCAGAUCUAAUGAUUUUAUUGCUAAAAUAUGUAUGGUGGCAUGUGACUGUUCCAUUGGCGUUAGUCCAUAAUGGGUGCUGUGUGGGUGUGCCACUGCAGGUUGUCUCGCAUACGGUGGUCAGGAUGGGCCGGGCUUGCCGCGCUUACUGUUAGCACAGGCUGCAUGAAGUAUAGGUAUGGCACUAAAUGUAUGUGAGUGCAGUGUUGGAAGGGGCUGCCUGGAUGGAGUGGCUGUUGCGGUUGAUGCGACCCUCCUGCAUUCGCCAGCUUGCUUAGGCAGAAGCAGCUGUGGGUGCAUGUGGGCCAGCCGACAGGUUUGUGGGGAGGACCGUGUAAUCCCGUCUUUGCAAUU